GAACCGUCGUGCGCGAUAGUUGUGUCGCGCCGUUUGUCGUAUCGUGCGCUUGAUUAUGUGCGUGUUUCUGUGACAUGUGCUCUGUUGAUUGAGUGACGCCCUGGAGGGCUGAUUUGUGCUUAUUGUAUUCGGAAUUCUUUUAUUUGGUUACGGCAUGCUGAAGCACGUAGCGGUCUCACCGCACCGCGCGCGCGCAGACUCCGUCAGCCUCUCGUCUUCCGCAUCCUGCUGCAGCCUCGGCAGCCUUGAUCAUCGCCACGACUCCGUUGGGGACUUGUCUAAUCGCACGACCACAAUCAAAGUCUACGCGCGUUGUCUUCGCCCAGAUAUCGAAUACAAAACCCUCUCCGUCACCUGGGGCACCACAGCCAAGGAAGUGGUCUCCACGCUGCUGGGCAAGUUCCGCAUGAGGCACAGAGACCCUCGGCUGUUUUAUCUCAGCAUGGAAGUCAGGGUACGAGCUGCUGGUCUUCGAACCACCCUGGUGCUGGAUGAUGAUGCAAGACCGGCAGCGCUACAGGCCUGUCAUCCUAAAGGAUACUCCAAAUUUUCUCUUCAAAUGCGUCCUGGUGGCUUGGUGAAGAUCUACGACUCCGCUCUCAUGUCCUCAUCACAGUAUAAGUGCCUCCUUACAAGUGAGAGGACCACUGCUGACGAGCUCCUGGCUAUCCUCUUACAUUGCUAUGACUCAACGGAAGGCGUUGAGAGGUUCUCGUUGUAUGAGGUUUGCCCAGCACAAGAGUACGAAAGGAAACUUCACCCAGACGAUCUUCCACUUCUGGUCCAACGCGCGUGGCCCACAGACAGUGACUGCCACUUCAGGGUUCGAAGGAAUCCUCGAGCGCCCCCAUUGCCCCCACGGACUAUCCCCCUCCCAGAACCAGAAGAAGAACCUUCUAGGGCAUUAUCAGCUCUAUCCCUUGAGUCGGAUAGCGAUAACCGAAGGUACAGCCCAGUAUACAAGUUCCCAAGUAUAAGUUAUUGCAGGGAAACAAAAAAUGAUUAUUUGUAUAUAUGACCACGCGACAUAUAUAUGUACAUAUGGAAAGAACCAAAGAUGGAUGUUGUAUGAUAUUCAUAGUGUUAUUUGUAAAAAAUAAAUCAGUUAUUUUAGUUAAAGUACU
Pieris napi is the source of this 1124-nucleotide messenger RNA. RefSeq lists its product as uncharacterized. Bases 155 to 1018 code for a protein of 287 amino acids. Gene Ontology annotation, biological process: signal transduction; positive regulation of fibroblast growth factor receptor signaling pathway; positive regulation of epidermal growth factor receptor signaling pathway. The record is from RefSeq and is a predicted model, not a curated record. Lineage: Eukaryota; Metazoa; Arthropoda; Insecta; Lepidoptera; Pieridae. The transcript has 5 exons.